ACAACCGGCACUGGAAGGUGUCAAAGUCCAAAGAUUCGAGGGACAGGACAAGUUAAACACCUAUAAACACAGUAACUUCCAGAAUGGCUGCAAAUUCAGGGUUGUUGGCUGGAAAGACUCUCUUCAUUACGGGAGCAAGCAGAGGUAUAGGGAAGGCUAUUGCUCUGAAGGCAGCACAAGAUGGUGCCAACAUUGUUAUAGUAGCAAAGACCACCAAACCUCACCCCAAACUUCCAGGAACCAUUUACACAGCUGCAAAAGAAGUGGAAGAUGCUGGAGGAAAGUGCCUUCCAUGUGCCGUGGACAUCAGAAAUGAAAAUGACAUUCAGUCAGCCAUGAAGGAGGCUGCAGACAAGUUUGGGGGAAUUGAUAUCCUGGUCAACAACGCCAGUGCCAUUAGUCUGACAGGAACUGCUGCUACCGACCCCAAGAGAUACGAUCUCAUGAAUGGCAUCAAUGCAAGAGGAACCUAUAUGUGUUCUAAGUUUGCCCUGCCUUACCUACAGAAGUCUAGCAAUCCACAUAUCCUUAACAUUAGUCCACCACUCAACUUGAACCCACGGUGGUUCAAGGACCAUGUAGCUUACACAAUGGCCAAAUAUGGUAUGUCCAUGUGUGUUUUGGGAAUGGCCGAAGAAUUUAAACCACUUUCUAUAGCAGUUAAUGCUCUCUGGCCUCGUACAGCUAUUUAUACUGCUGCCAUGGAAAUGUUGGGGGGAGGAUCUGGUGUGGCAGAUCAAUGUAGAAAACCGGAGAUCAUGAGUGAUGCAGCUUACGUCAUCUUAACCAAGAAAAGCUCAGAAUACACAGGACACUUUGCCAUUGAUGAUGAGGUGCUGAUAAAUGCAGGAGUUACUGACCUUGAUCAUUACUCAUGUGUUCCAGGCAGCACAUUACUUCCCGAUUUCUUCCUUGAUGGUGAAGACCCUAAUGAAAUUCAAAAGCAGUUGGAAGAAAAAGGUGGCAAGGCAGCAUUUGUUGGUGGAUCCCCAUCUUCAGGGAGUGGACCAGAACAAACAUUCAGUGCCAUCCAGCCUCUUCUUGGUGAAGACCUUGUGUCGUCAAUGAAUGGAGUCUUCCAAUUCAAUUUAACCGGUAACGAUCAAGGAGUAUGGUUCAUUGACCUUAAAACAGGAUCAGGUAACAUCGGUAAAGGAGAGGCACCAGGGGGCGCUAACUGCACAAUGACACUAGACAGCGAAGAUUUUGUCAAGAUGUUCAAAGGAGAAUUAAAGGCUGUGACUGCAUUUAUGUCAGGGAAAUUGAAAAUCCAAGGUGACAUGGGACUGGCCAUGAAACUAGAGAAACUGAUGAACAAGAUGGACAGAUCAAAAUUAUAGGGCAUUUUCAUAGCUUAAAGUGUCAGAUGUAAAAUUCAUCUGUACUGUGUUGAAAUUAUGACGUUAUUCAUUCAUCUUCCUUCAAUAAUAAUCAUUUAAAGACUGUAAUAAAAGAUAAGAUUUUUCUGUUUGAAAGGAACUUUAAGAAUAUGACCAUGAAUGUCAAUAAACAUAUUUGUCUUCAA
Saccostrea echinata is the source of this 1525-nucleotide messenger RNA. RefSeq names its product hydroxysteroid dehydrogenase-like protein 2. Gene Ontology annotation, cellular component: mitochondrion. Lineage: Eukaryota; Metazoa; Mollusca; Bivalvia; Ostreida; Ostreidae. Bases 84 to 1340 code for a protein of 418 amino acids. The record is from RefSeq and is a predicted model, not a curated record. The transcript has 8 exons.